AUGGCGGCAGAUAUAGGAAGUUGGAUAACGAAAGCCGUCCUACAGCAUGAUAGAGCUCAUGGAGCGAAUCUGAGUGUUCCUUGGCAAGGUAGUAGGUUUUGUCAGGUGAUCGAAAAACAGUUUCACACAUACAGGGACUCUAACAAUCCUCAUGCUCAGAUAAGAGGAGUUAUUUCCGAUGCGACCCACAGAGUACCCGUGGUUUUCGAUGUGGCCAGGACAGAUCAACAUGAGACAUCCAUCUGUGGGGUACCCUCGGAAUCUCUGACCUCUUCACUUCGAGCUGUUUUCCGGCUCACUUCUUUUCGUUUUCACCUCAAUCCUCCUCUGACCAGAGGAGACGACCUUGAGUUACCCCAAUUGGAGCUAGAGAUACUUGACUGGACUGUCGUCACGGGUGACAAGAAUGAUCCUGUGUUUUUCGAGGACACCGUCGAAGUGGGUAGAGGAAAGGGCGAUGGAGAAAUCCAAAGAGUGUUACGGAAAUGGUGGUUUGGGGAAUCAAUAACUGAUCCUUCUCAAGCUCCCACGACCCAGAGCGUCAGAAGAUCUCAGGUCAUAAGAAGAGGAGUAGGACAAUUCGAACAGUUCCUUCAACCAUAUCUUUUCUCUACGGACGGCAAAAAACCUAAACCUGUCCCUGAAUGGAUAUUCGAGUUACCUGAAGACGUGGAAAACGAAUUGAAGCGUAUCACGGUCUUUGGUCUUGAUCUACACCCUCCACCGUCCUUCUCGCAAUUACCAGAUGACGAAGUACCGUCCGGUCCAUCAGGAUCAGCUGAAUCAUCAGCCAAACUCCCCCCCGCUGGCCAAAUAAUACCACUCUCUCCUGAAACAAGAUCAUCUUUGGAACAUCCGCCGUCACAUCAAACCCCUUUAUCACAUCCUCAACUCAGCGGAGUUUCUGUUCAGCCCAUACCCACUUAUACAACUCCCAUCGAAAUAUCAUCGUCUAUCCCAGUGAAUUCUCCUCAUCCCGGUCAUGUACAAGAUCCAUCAUCAUUUUCUCCAAUACUUGUGGAUGAUGAUACAUCUAGCGAUGGUGAAAUAGCCGUACGACCUAAUGUCAAGUAUGUCAAAGUCAAACGAGGUUUCUUCGAUUUUGAGACGCUCAUAUCCCCAAAGACGGACCAUAAGACAUCUUCUGUACAUCCAAGACGACAAGAUCCGACUGAAGAUGAAUCUCAACUUUCAGACUAUGAACGUGAACAACGACGAUACGCUAAGUCUCGAGCUCUACCCUUACCAGAGAUCGAAAACAAAACACAAUCUCAACAGCCCUCUGUCCCUUCCCAGCAAGGACCACAAGAAGAUGUCUCGCAAUCACUGUCAACUUCUCAAAAAUCUGCAGUGGAGUACAGUCUUUCACAAUAUGUCAACAAACAGGUGAACAUGUUAGUCCUUGAUCCCUCGGUCGUCCGUGCAGAAUUAAAGCAUCUUCCAACGCCGAAGAAGACGACAAGCUCCUCGCCUAUAGACCGGUCUAGUCUUUCUCCGAGACGUACACAGGUCAAUGGUCAUGAGACCCAAAUAAUCCCUGCCAAACGUCCCGGGCCCCGUGAACAGCCACCAUCACAUCCUCGGUCAAGCUCCCUCGGGGCAGACAAUGCUUCAUCUCCAUCUCGACGGUCACCGGUGAGAAAAAAGCCAAAGUUGCAAAUAUCAUCUUUGGAUCCCUCGACUCAAAGUACGUCGCCAACGCCACAUUCAGCUACUUCCUCGGCCUCAAGACCCCAUUUAAGUCAAUCGCUACCUCCUCGAGCUAAUGAACUUGAAGAUGCAAGGAAAGACGAAUUUAGCAGUCCCAUAAGGGUCUCAUCGGGGGAAGAAAAACGUGGAAUGUUAGGAAGAUUAGUAGAUUGGACUUUGGGAAGAGGAUCGGUCAACCAUAACCACGUUGAAGUCAAACAGGAAGCUCAAGUUGGGCCGGACGAUCAGGACGUCACUAUGGAAACCGGGUCGAAUGAUGAUAAAGAGCUAUAUGGGUUGAUCGAAGAUGAUGAUGGAGAUCCGGACGAUUUUAGUGUUAUGAACGGUUCGGAUAAUGGAUCAGUCCCAAUAGGAAGGACUGUUGGUAUGAGGACCAACGCACCUUCGGCAGACAGUGAGGAUUCAGAAGAUGACCGUUCAUACGUCGGGAAACAAACAAACAACGAGGCUAGGGCUGUAACGGACCGUGAAGAUCAGAGAGUUCCAGGUGAUGAAGAUGAAGAUGACGGACAAGACCAAGUGCAGAACACUGGAGAGCGUAAAAGUCAAGGCCAAGCCGAUGACCUGGAAGAUAGGAUUGACAUGAGUGUAGGUAACGGAGGUGAUGAUGAGGGAAGAGAGGGGUACAAUGUAGGAGCGAAAGAUGCGAAUAUCGAGGAAGAUCUUGAAGAAAUACCACCAAACAUACCUACGAGUUUCAAGGACACACAUUCCUUAUUAUCACCAAAACCUUUGAUUCCAUUACCUGUUACCCGGGAGUCAUCUGACCCUCACUCGAUGUCGGUCCACGAGGACGGAUCUAUGGAGACAAGAUCCGUAAUGUCGCAAAGCCAUACCUCUGCUGUCCCGCUUUCGACUGAUCCUACACAAGCCGCCACGACCUUGCAUGAAGCUUCCUCCCCACCUUCCCAUAUUCAAAAACCUUUCCCAGCUACUCCUCAGGCAGCCGUGCGACAUGUCGUACCUCUUCAUAUACCUUCGUCUGCCAAGUCAAAAGACGAGAUGUCAACGAUUGCAAUUCCGAAAACCCGGACCAAACUCGGAGGAUUCAAACUUGACCUCAAUCCUCCUUUCGGUCUACCCACUUCUGUAGUUACGAAAAUGGCUUCUCGAGCGACUGAAGUGCGCUCAAGGGCGAGUACGCGGAUCUCUCGGUCUUAG
Tremella mesenterica DSM 1558 is the source of this 2871-nucleotide messenger RNA. RefSeq lists its product as uncharacterized. The transcript has 4 exons. Bases 1 to 2871 code for a protein of 956 amino acids. Lineage: Eukaryota; Fungi; Basidiomycota; Tremellomycetes; Tremellales; Tremellaceae. The record is from RefSeq and is a predicted model, not a curated record.